Molecule: messenger RNA, 4176 nt
Organism: Colossoma macropomum (tambaqui)
Lineage: Eukaryota; Metazoa; Chordata; Actinopteri; Characiformes; Serrasalmidae
Gene: pex6
Product: peroxisomal biogenesis factor 6
Exons: 17
Coding region: 25-3312 (1095 amino acids)
Biological process (GO): protein import into peroxisome matrix
Cellular component (GO): cytosol; peroxisomal membrane
Molecular function (GO): ATP hydrolysis activity; ATP binding
Source: RefSeq, a predicted model, not a curated record
AAUACGCAUGUACGCGGAUUCAACAUGGCGACCUACAUGAGAUUGUUUUGCCUCGAACACUUUCCAGCGCAUUUACACCCUUUACACGUAGCUGUCAGUAAGUUACAGUUCACUAGAAGGUUUCCGAGCUGCAGUGAACUCACCUGUGCGUUGUUGUUAACUAUUCGUGAAAUUCAGGCGUCCAGGAAACCAGGCUUUUUAGUUUGCGCCCACGUAACAGCGGAAGAACAGAUUGAUGGCAGUGCGCUGAGUGUCUGCAGUAACGACAACGCUCUUGGGGUUUAUGUGAGCAAAACGUUUCUCUUACACUACGAACUGCAAGAAAAUACAAGAGGAACUGUCCGUCCACUGCAACUUCUGCCUCUUAACAGGAUUGUUAUUGGCGCUCGAACAAAGCAAAGUUUUAAAUGGGCAUCCUCAGAGAAGUUCUCCAGCGUUCUGCUUAUACUGGCAUCGUGUCAUAAACAGACAUUGUUGGCACGGCAAGGCGAUGUGUUGGUUUUGCCAUACCACCCUUUGCUUGGCGAUGAUACCACACAGAUAAAUCAGUAUAUGUCAGAUCUGGUUGUGUUGGAGUGUACGCCAGUCACUCAGGGAAUGAUUACCAUCCACACUAGCGUUGUGGUCUCUGAUUGCAGGGAUCUUCUGCUUAGUCAUGCCUUGCUGGACCUUGCUGUCACCCCACUGGGCAGACCUUCAAAUUCAUCCCUGUUUGCUUCUGACUUUGCCCAUUAUGCAAACAGUCUUGGUCCAGGGAGCUCCUUGUUGAACAAUAAACUGUUGAUAUCCUCUGGCUUUACAGGUUUUCUUCAGGCUCUUGAGUGUAGGCUAGAUGUGAAGGUUGUUGAUGUUGCCAGGCUCUACAGGCAGGGUAAACUGAGCCUGAGAGUAGAGCAGGAUGCUGAAGUGGACACAGACAGCAUGAUUUUUGUAAACAAGAACUUGUUACUGAAGCUGGGGUUGUUCAAUGGGGAAUGGGUUGUAUCUGCACUGUGCCCUCCUUUGGGGAAGGGAAAAAAGUCUUCAAGGACAGAACUAGCGCAAAGUCCUGGAGGAGCAGAAAAUGAAAGCACCUCAAAGUCUACAGCCAAGGCCAGAGGGGAUGUCCACCUUGCUAAAAUCAUGGCAUUUAAUGGGGACAGGUUUUCAGACAUGGAUGCUGGUGAUAAUGUGGGUUUCAUCUCACCUGUUCAGUGGUUCAACUUGUCGAAUGGAGAGCCAAUACCGGUUGGGAAUAAAGCUGUCAAAAUAAAGAGAUGGAACCAGGCACCAUCAGAGACAAGGUUGAAACUAUCAGCAAGUGCAUGCUGCUCUGCUUCACCUUCAUAUGCCAAAGAACUUCACAUUGAAACUGUCAUAUCUCCAGAUUACAACUCUUAUGGACCCUUUGACAAUAUUCUCUUUAAGCACUUCAGUACACCAAGACUCGUCCAGCAGGGAUGGAUAUUGGGUAUCCCAACCCAAGGAUGUCCUGAUCUUGUGGAGAGCAGCUCUGAUGGAGUUACAAGGUGGCCAGUCUUAUAUUUUAAAGUGAAGCAGGUAACAGGCUUUUCUGAAGAGGAAGGAGAGGUGGCAUCUUAUCUUGCAGAUACAGACCACACCUCUUUGUAUAUGAGAGGCUCUACCAAUAGCCUGGCACCGUGUUCUGUUUUGGAGGUGGGUCCAUCAUUCUGGACAUGUCUGUCCCCUCCAGCUCUCUCAAGCACUGUUGAGCAACUUAUCACAAUCAUACAGCCCCACCUCACUGAAAGGUGUGCUACUUGGAAGCAAGGCUGCUCUGUUCUUCUCAUGGGUCCAAAUGGAAGUGGUAAGGUCACAGCAAUCAAGGCAGCGUGUAGGAGGCUACAUCUGCAUCUGCUGAAGGUGGACUGUGUGACCCUCUCCGGAGACACUGCAGCUGCCUGUGAGUCUAAGAUGAAGGCAGCCUUCCACAAAGCUGAGCUCCAUCACCCUUGUGUGCUGUUGCUAAGGAACCUGCAAUUACUUAGCCAGCGACGGGAUGGCACCGAAAUGGACGCUAGGGUAGUCUCUGCUCUUUGCCAACUCGUUGCUGACACCCACUCAAGUGUAAUCGUGGUUGGCUCUGUGAGUGACCAGCGGGGUUUGUCCUCAGAUGUGAUGGCAGCCUUUGUGCACCAGGUGGCGAUGGACAGUCACUCAGAGGAGCACAGAAAGGCCAUUCUCACCAGCCUAAGUGAAGACCUCUCCCUGGCAAAAGAUGCCAGUCUUGCCAAGAUUGCUAAGCAGACUGCGGGUUUUGUAUUGGGAGAUUUCUGUACACUCCUCACCAGUGCUGGAAAAGCAGCUCACCAGCGGCUGCUGACGACUUACUAUCCACACGGAGCCAGUGCUCAGGAGGAAGAGGACCUGUGUGUGUGUGGUGUGACUAUCAUGGCUGCUGACUUUACCAAAGCUCUGGAGUCCUUACAGGAGGCCCACUCCCAGGCCAUUGGAGCACCUAUGAUCCCGUCUGUGAGGUGGCAGGAUGUAGGGGGUCUGCAGCAUGUGAAGAAAGAAAUCUUAGAUACCAUCCAGCUCCCUCUGGAGCAUCCAGAGCUGCUCUCGCUUGGCCUGCGACGCUCCGGUCUGCUGCUCUAUGGGCCACCAGGCACCGGCAAGACACUGCUUGCUAAAGCUGUGGCCACUGAAUGCUCUAUGACCUUCCUCAGUGUCAAAGGGCCAGAGGUCAUAAACAUGUACGUGGGCCAGAGUGAGGAGAACAUCAGAGAGAUGUUUAGCAAAGCUAGGGCUGCAGCUCCUUGUAUCAUCUUCUUUGAUGAGCUGGACUCUUUGGCUCCUAACCGAGGUCGCAGUGGAGACUCAGGAGGAGUGAUGGACAGGGUUGUGUCUCAGCUCUUGGCUGAGCUUGAUGGCCUGCAUUCUUCCAGUGAUGUCUUUGUGAUCGGAGCAACAAACCGUCCAGAUUUACUUGACCAUUCGUUGCUUAGGCCUGGCAGAUUUGACAAAUUAGUCUACGUUGGGAUCAGUGAAGAUAGGGAAUCGCAACUGCAGGUUCUUAAGGCGAUAGUACGAAAGUUUAAGGUGGACCCCACUGUCAACCUCUCAGACAUAGUGGAGCAGUGUCCUCCUCAACUCACAGGAGCUGAUAUAUAUGCACUAUGUUCAGAUGCCAUGAUGUUUGCUAUUAAGAGGAAGAUGUUGCGCAUCAGUGAAGGUCUCGAGUCAGAGGACAGUGUGCUCACACUGUGUGCCGAGGACUUUAGCCGGGCCCUUGAUGUCCUGCAGCCAUCUGUGUCUGAGCAGGAGCUGCACAAGUACAAACUUAUCCAGCAGAAAUUCACCACAAAGUAACACUACCACUACCACUAGCACGACUGGGUGGAGUUGGCCAUUGCUGCAUGUACCACCUCAUUCUGUGCAUUGCUGGGAUGCGCUGUCCCAACUAACUUACAUUUAGUGUUAUUACUGGAAUAGUUGAUAACUGGAACUAAUCACUGUGUUGAGCUGAGAAUUGUUAAAUUAUCAUAAACUUUAGCUAAUUUAGGAAACGCCCUUUAAAAUUCAGCAUUCAGCAAAUGAUUGUGCUGAUAAAUUCUACUGCUUUGUUACUGUAACACUAUGCAAGCAACAGAGAGUCUCCCAAAUGUAGGAAAGGAAGUGGAUAUAAUUACUGGUUGGUCUCCACUGCCCACACUAAUGUGUAUGAUAAAUGACAGUGAAGGCUUUCUUUGUGGACUUUUUUUUAACUGGAUAAUGCUUGAGUGCUUGGAUCGAAACCAUUCAUUAGUCUCCUGUAGUCUGUGUCAAUACUGCCCAAGUUUUUUUGAUCUUCCUUGAGGAAAACUGAAAGUAAGGAGGAAAGUCAGCUCUGUAAAAACAUGUGCUUGCUCACAGGUAGUUGAUGUAGUGUAAACAGAUUUACCUAUUACAAGUUUUGAGAUGAAAGCAGGUCAUCCACAAUGCUCAUUUUACACCAUAAAUCAACAGAGAUUUUGACUUUCUUUUUAUUGAAUGGACACACUUGAAUAGAUAUUUGGUCACACUUUAUAUUAAGUGGUAAUGUUUUGUAAUUCAUUGGAUAAUUAAUUAAUUUGCUAUGCAAAUGGUUUGUAUAUGUGUUGGCAUAUGUUAAGUGAAAUGGUCUAAGAUUUACUAAUUGUUCCUCUUUGUUAUAUAAAAAAAAAGCUAAUUUGAAAGCAAAAUAAAGAAUAUGAA